Molecule: messenger RNA, 2715 nt
Organism: Arabis nemorensis
Lineage: Eukaryota; Viridiplantae; Streptophyta; Magnoliopsida; Brassicales; Brassicaceae
Source: the annotation of a GenBank genome assembly
AUGAGAAUGAAUAAUAGUUUUGAUAGAUCUAGUGACUGUGUGAUUGGUGAUGAUGCUGAUUUUGGAACUAAGUUGCAAAGUUAUGUGGAUUGGACUGGUUUGCCUUGUGAUACAGUCCUCGAUCUGUUUACUCGUUUAAAUUAUCACGAUCGAGCUAGCUUAGCAUCAACUUGUAGCAAAUGGAGAAACCUUGGUGCUUCUUCUUACUUGUGGAGUUCCUUGGAUACUCGUCUCUACCAGUUCAAUCCUUCAAUUGCAGCUUCUCUUGCACCUAGGUGUGCUUAUCUUAAGAAGCUUAGGUUCCGUCACGGUGAAUCUGCUGAAGCCAUCGUUCAUUUACAAGCAAAGCAUCUGGUUGAGUUAAGCGGCGAGUAUUGUAGGAAGGUAACAGAUGCUACAUUGUCUAUGAUUGCAGCUCGCCAUGAUGCUCUUGAGUGCCUCGAGCUUGGACCGGACUUUUGUGAGAACAUCACUAGUGAAGCUAUAAAAAUUGUAGCCUUUUGCUGUCAAAAACUUAGAAAGCUUCAUCUAUCUGGACUGAAAGAUGUUAGCUCUGAGGCUGUUGAGUGUUUGGCCAAAUACUGUACACAGCUCAGUGAUCUUGGAUUCUUAGAUUGCUUCAAGAUCGACGAAGAAGCACUCGGGAAAGUGGUAUCUGUUCGAUACCUCUCUGUUGCUGGAACAAGCAUAGAUUGGAAUGUUGCAACAGAGAAUUGGAAGAGGCUUCCCAACUUAAUCGGUUUGGAUGUCUCUAGAACCGAUAUCGACAAGACUGCAGUUUCAAGGUUGUUGGAAUCAUCGUCGAGCUUGGAAGUUUUGUGUGCUUUAUUCUGCGAUUCUCUCGAAAGUUUCAGCUCCAACAGAGUCAGAGGAAAGGUCUUGCUCGCACCGUUUACCGACAUUUUCGAUGAGCUAGCUUCUAUAUUCGCCGAUGACUCAAAGAAACCAAAGGACGUUUUCUCUUACUGGAGAGGUGUGAUAAGCAAGGAUAAAUGCAUUGACGAAAAGAUGCGUUGGAUCGAGUGGAGUAUUUCUCAUACACUUCAAAGAUGUUCAGAGAGCAUUAUACCGGGAUUUGACGAUUUCUGGGUGAGUCAGGGAGCUAAGUUGCUUCUAAGUUUAUUGCAAAGCUCACAAGAAGAUGUCCAAGAGAAGGCGGUCAAAACACUCGCGACAUUUAUUGUGAACGAUGAUGAUGAUACAGCUAGUCUUGAUUUUGAAAGAGUCGAAGCAGUUAUACGAGGCGGAGGGAUCAGAAUCCUUCUACAACUCGCAAAAUCUUCGCAAGAUGCUAUUCAAUCAGAAACUGCAAAGGCUAUUGGACACUUGUCUUCAAAUGCUAACGUUGCAAAGACCGUAGCUGAACAAGGAUGGAUCAGUGUUCUUAUUGGUUUAACAAAGUCUACGACUAAACUUGUCGCUGAAGAAGCUACUGGUGGACUAUGGAAUCUCUCUGUAGUAGAAGAGAAUAAGUACGCGAUUGCUCAAGCUGGAGGAGUGAAGGCAUUAGUCGAGCUUAUCUACAGAUGGACAAUUGCCUAUGGUGUAAUUGUGGUACCGAAUUUAUCAACAAACCGAAAAUGUAGCGAGGAAGUUGUUAGAGCUGGAGGUGUGCAUGCUUUGGUGAUACUAGCUCGAGAUAGCGAGCAUGAUGGUGCAAAUGAACAGGCUUCUCGUGCUUUGAGGAAUAUAUCUGCUUAUCGUAAUAGUAACAAUAAUAUUACUAUUAUUGGACAAGUGCCUGGUGCAAUAGAAGCUCUUGUUAAACUUACUAAAUCGAUUCUUGAUUCGGUUAAACUUGAAACUGCUGGUGCUCUUUGGAAUUUGUCAUUCGAUGAGAAGAAUCGAGAAUCCAUUGCUGCAGUUGGUGGUGUUGAAGCCUUGGUGGCACUUGCAAAUUCCUGUUCAGAUGCAUCCACAGGUGUGCAACAGAGAGUAGCUGGUGCUCUUUGGGGACUAGCUGCCUCACAAGCAAACAGCAUUGCAAUUGGAGAUGAAGGUGGUAUUCCACCUCUACUUGCUCUUGCACAGUCGGAAGUUGGGGAUGUACAAGAAACUGCUGCAGGAGCUCUUUGGAAUCUUUCUUUUCAUCCAAGUAAUGCUCUCCGGAUCGUGGAGGAAGGAGGAGUUAUGGCACUUGCUGACAUCUGUUCGUCUUCUCAGUCCAAAUUGGCUCGUUUCAUUUCAGUAUUAGCAUUGGCUUACAUAUUUGAUGGAAGGAUGGAUGAAAUGAUAAAGACUACAUCGGAAAGUACAUCGAAAAGUUUUAUCGCGGAUUGUAAAAGCAAGGCUUUUAGAUCCAUUGAAGCUUUUAUUAGGACUUUUAUGGAACCUGUAAUCUUUGCACCUGCUGCUUUAUCAUUUGCACCACCUAUGUUAGCAAAAUAUUCAGCGAAAGUUCGAAUCCAUGAAGCUGGUCACUUGAAAUGCACUGCUGCCGAAAUUGGAAGAUUUGUUACAAUGCUGCGGAACCAGUGUGGUACACUCAGAUCAUGUGCAGCUUUUGCACUUCUGCAGUUUACAUUACCUAAAGGUCGUCAUGUGAGGCAUCACACAAGCUUGAUGCAAAACGCUGGAGGUGCUAGAGUCUUACGUUCUACAGCUGCAGCUUAUAACCUGUCUCGUGAAGCUAAGAUAUAUCUGAAGAUUGUGCUUAACAAUCUCGAGAACCAUACAAGUGAAGCCAAAGCAGAGAAUCAAGCUCAUGCUGCAUAA